Penicillium odoratum is the source of this 708-nucleotide messenger RNA. Its product is annotated as transcription factor domain-containing protein. The transcript has a single exon. The record is from RefSeq and is a predicted model, not a curated record. Lineage: Eukaryota; Fungi; Ascomycota; Eurotiomycetes; Eurotiales; Aspergillaceae. The coding region runs from base 1 to 708 and encodes 235 amino acids.
AUGCGACCCGGCCCAUAUAUAGCGAAGAAUCGACAGAAUAAACAGCCCCUUGUACCACCAUCCAGUUUUGAUGUCCCUGAAAGGAAAACAUCCCUCUCUCGCAGUCUAGAUGACUAUUGUGUCUUUAUUGAAUCAACAUACCUGAAAUACUGUGACCCCGGAAGUCCUAUACAGCAUUUAACCCUACUUACGGCACGAAUUUCGCUCUACAAGCUUCGUGUGGUAGAAUUCAUGAGCAGGAAUAUCCCGACAACAGAACUGCCCAAACAAGAGCGAGAAGAUAUCUUCAUGGCUGCUGUGAAGAUGAUAGAAUGCGACGAUAAGAUCUACACCACAGAUGAACAUCGUGAUUUCCUCUGGUAUACCCAAUUUCAAGCACCCAUCCCAGGACUGUUCUUCCUUAUGACCGAACUACGUCAGCGUACGACAGGGCCGCUUUGUGAGCGCGCAUGGAAAGCUAUUUGCAGUAACCACGAGCAUCGAGGCUUGGUCAGCAAGUUGAAAAGCCCUAUGCAUACCGCCUUUGGGCAGACUAUACUCAAAGCCUGGGAUGCCCGUGAGCAGACUGAGAUUCAACAGGGCGGAGUUAUUGAUCCCCCAGAGCUGAUCGUCGUAUUGCGUCGAGUGUAUGCGUCGAAAAGAGAGAAUCCUCAAAAGAGAACACUACCACUGCUCCUGUGUCUCAGAGCAAUCAAGUCGAUUCUGUAG